Molecule: messenger RNA, 1038 nt
Organism: Styela clava
Lineage: Eukaryota; Metazoa; Chordata; Ascidiacea; Stolidobranchia; Styelidae
Source: RefSeq, a predicted model, not a curated record
UGAAUUUACUGUAACUGAAACAUCUUUUUAAUCAUUAGCUCAAAUAUAUCGGAAAAGGAUAUGAAUGGAUUUUUUAAUCUUCUAUCUAUGUACAUCCAUCCACAAAUCUUUCUGGCGAAAAGUACUAUAUUCAGUCGGAAUAGUGUUGGGGAAGAUAUGUAUUUUCUUCAGCGAGGUAAUGUUCCAUACUUGAAGAAGAUGAUGAAACAGUAAAACGUGUGCUUGGACCAGGACAAUAUUUUGGAGAGAUUGCUUGUUUUCCUUAAUUCCUCGCACUGCAACGACUGUCACUAUGACAAUUGUGAUUUGAGUGUUCUCAAUAAACAAGAUUUGGAUAAUAUUCUUGAUAGAUACCCUCAAUUCAGGGAAAUCAUGACCACCAUUGCCUUGGAUCGUAAACUCAAAGGCACAACCUCAAACAGCUAUCUCAGACGCAAGAGCAUGACUGACCAAUCCUCCAAUGCAAACGUUGUUUAUGAUGAAAAGGGUAACAGGACUGAUGGUCAAGACAAGUUCUUCUUUUCUAAGAUAAUAGAUCGUAACUCAACAUUUGCACAAAUAUGGGAUCAUGGCACAGUUAUCUUGGCUUUCCUUUCAUCAUCAUUGGCUGUCUAUCAAGCAUGCUUCCUUACCCAUAACUCUGGAAUUGAUACUUUUGUAUUUCUUAUGGAUGUAUGGUUUGCAAUUGACAUGGUGAUUUGUUUCCACACAAGUUACUUUAACAAAAUGGGAGACAUUGUUGAAACCUUGGAUAAGAUUCAUGCACAUUAUGGAAAGGAUUGGAGGAGAUUUUUCAUUGAUUGUGUUACAAACUUUCCUUUUGAAGUUUUCGUCCAUUUUGUUCCAAUGGGUGGAACGUUGAGUGAGACCUACGCAAGAAAGUUGGCAAUUUUGUCUUAUCUACGAUUGAAUAGAGUUCUUAGGAUAAGGAAAUUUUUCAUUAUAUUGGCUGCAUGGGAGAGAGAUCUGCAAGAAAGAGUAUGCUUCUAUUUCUUCAUUAUAUUUUUGAUACAGGGAUUAUAAAUGUAUUUCAGCUUG